Molecule: messenger RNA, 1167 nt
Organism: Schizosaccharomyces octosporus yFS286
Lineage: Eukaryota; Fungi; Ascomycota; Schizosaccharomycetes; Schizosaccharomycetales; Schizosaccharomycetaceae
Product: N-glycosylation protein
Exons: 3
Coding region: 336-968 (210 amino acids)
Biological process (GO): cellular response to oxidative stress; protein N-linked glycosylation
Cellular component (GO): endoplasmic reticulum membrane
Source: RefSeq, a predicted model, not a curated record
UAUGAAGCAUUCAGAAUCUCUUUUUCAACAGUCUAUUGUUUAAACAUUGAUUAUGAAUUCUUUUUCUGAUCUCUAAAAUAUCUGACUUAGCCUUAUUUUCCUUAAUUUGGGUAAAUGACUAUGAUAGUUGAUUGCGUUAUUUCCAGUUGAUUUUCAUACGCUUCUUACUUAAAUUUUUAUAUCCAAAUAUAAAAAAAAAACGUUGGAUUAUACAUUGAGAGUAAUCGUGAUCGUUAUACUUUGUCUGUGUGUUGACAUCGUAAUUGGCUUAUGAGCAAAUUCGAAUUUGAUAUAUAUUUUCUCUAUAUGAUUUUAUUCUUCCAAAAGGUAAAAAUAUGAGACGGUACCUUGGCUCCGUCAUUUCAAACCCUCGUCCUGCUCAAGCUCUUGGCAUUAAUCACCCUCUUAUAGUCUUUUGCUUCAUUGCUACUAGAACUUUGUCAUUAGCUCCUGCUGUAUAUUGGUGCUUAAAAUGUUUGCACCUUUUCUUUUUUGGUGAUGGUCGUGCAUGGCUAGCACUGACAUCUGCUCUCUGGACAAUUGUUUCAGGGUACUUGUCUUUUGUGUUAACUACGGGAUUUCUUUUAAAAUGGCUUAUUCAUUAUUCAAUCGCUCCCACAAUAAUCCGUUUAUUGUCCCUCAAUGUUAUCAGCUUUUCCUUUGUUUCCUUGAGUGUCAAUUUCAUUACUCACGGCGAUAAUUCCCUUUUGCUCCCCGCUUGGAUUGCAAUAUCUUGUUUUCAAACUGCUUCUUACAUCGUUCAGGAUUGGAUUACUUCCCCCAUUACCCGAACUGCCCCAUUUCCGUCUUCUUCAUCCGCCGGUAAUUCUCUUUCAAACAGACAUAAUUUAGAUUUCUUAGAAAUCACAGUCUUUGCUGUUGUUCCUGUUGGUAUUGCAAGUUUUUUCACAAUGUUGAUGCUGCUAUGGCAGAUCUAUAAUGACCCGAUUUACUUUCUAGACUCCUGAUAUCCGUUUCAAGUCUUUUAAUUCUACCAAUCCAAAACUAUUCAUCUAUUUUUAAUAUUUCUUUCUUUAGGGCUAAUAUAUCUAGAUAAUCAUAGUUCUUGCAAAUUAAUUUAUAGUCAAUUCACAGUUGAAGUCGUAAACAUUUAUUAAAGAUCUUUAUUUAUAGUUUUUUUCGCAAUAAAUAUAUUUAUAUUCAGAA